Molecule: messenger RNA, 2289 nt
Organism: Camelina sativa (false flax)
Lineage: Eukaryota; Viridiplantae; Streptophyta; Magnoliopsida; Brassicales; Brassicaceae
Product: protein PSK SIMULATOR 2
Biological process (GO): positive regulation of growth
Source: RefSeq, a predicted model, not a curated record
UAAGUCAAAGAAAACAAAAACAAAUGGAGCCAUUGAUUCCACGGGGCUUCCUCUUAGCUUGUGAAUGGUGUUUUAAUUAAAAAGCUUCUGACUUUGUCUCACCCAUUUACCAAGUCUUCCUUUUUGUCCCUACCGUAGUUGCAAUUCUUGAUCUUCUUCUCUCAGGUUCUGAAUUCUCAUUUUUGGUCUCUUCUGCUGAUUCUUGAUUUUAAUACAGUUGUUUCCUCUAAAGAUUUGAGCUUUUACCACCUGCGAGAUCAUUUUUUUAUUGGAGAAGACGAAAUGGGAGGUGUUUGUUCUUGUGUAUUCAAAGCUGAUGAUGAUAAGAAUAAGUUGAGAUCAAAGGAUGAUGAUGAUGAUAUGUCAAGAGGGUUAUCUGGGAAACUUAAGUCCAUGAGGAGAAGAAGAACAUCUGAUUCUUAUUAUACAGAUAGUUAUGGAAGCUCGAGGCGGAAAAGUUCAAAGCCUGAUGAGGUUGUCUACAACUUUUCUGGUGAACUUGGACCCAUGCCUCCAUUAAGGAACGAUUCUACCAAGUUUAUGCAGAGGAACUCGUUUAUGGGACGCGCUGGGGUUAUGGGGUUAGAAAAAGCGGUUGAAGUUCUAGACACGUUGGGAAGCAGCAUGUCUCGUAACCCGGGAAACGGGUUGCGCUCUGGUGUUACAUCGUUCCGUGGUAGCAAAGUCACUAUGCUGGCUUUUGAAGUAGCCAACACGAUAGCCAAAGGUGCUGCUUUGCUGCAAUCUCUGUCUGACGAGGAUCUCAAGUUCAUGAAGAAAGAUAUGUUGCGUUCCAAGGGACUUAAGAAGUUGGUUUCUACUGAUACCGCAGAAUUGCAAAUUCUUGCUGCUUCUGACAAAAGGGAGGAACUUGAUCUUUUCUCUGGAGAGGUGAUCAGGUUUGGCAAUAUGUGCAAAGAUUUACAGUGGCACAAUCUAGAUCGAUAUUUUAUGAAGCUUGACACAGAGAACUCACAGCAUAAACUGCCCAAAGAUGAGGCAGAGGCAAAGAUGCAAGAGCUCGUCACUCUUGCUCGAUUUACUUCUGAAUUAUAUCACGAGUUGCAAGCUUUGGAUAGGUUUGAACAAGAUUACAGAAGAAAGCUUGCAGAAGUAGAGUCUUUAAACCUUCCUCGGAAAGGAGAGAGUGUCGUCAUCUUACAAAAUGAACUAAAACAACAGAAGAAACUCGUGAAGAGCUUGCAGAAGAAAUCACUCUGGUCCCAGAAUCUGGAAGAGAUAAUUGAGAAGCUUGUGGAUGUAGUUAGCUAUAUACGUCAAAGGAUUGUGGAAAUUUUUGGAAACAAUGGUCUAAAAGACAAUGGAAGGAAGCAGGAAAGCAUACGAUUAGGUGAAGCUGGUCUUUCGUUACACUAUGCUAAUCUAAUCCAACAAAUCGAUAAUAUUGCGUCUCGACCAUUGUCACUUCCUUCUAAUGUAAGGGACACGCUGUACAAUGCAUUACCUGCUACCGUCAAGACAGCUCUUCGUCCUCGGCUACAAACUCUUGAUCCUGAGGAAGAGCUUUCAAUAUCUGAGAUCAAAGCUGAAAUGGAGAAGUCGCUUCAAUGGCUUGUCCCGUUCGCCGCAAACACCACCAAAGCACAUCAAGGUUUCGGAUGGGUAGGUGAAUGGGCAAAUUCAAGGAUAGAGUUUGGGAAAGGAAAAGGAAAAAGCGAGAACAACGGGAAUCCAACACGGCUUCAGACGCUUCAUCACGCUGAUAAACCAAAAGUUGAUUCAUACGUACUCGAACUCGUUGUAUGGCUUCACCGACUAAUGAAGUCAUCAAAGAAACGAGUUCACGGCGCUAAGCUUCCAGAAACCAACCAUGUCUCUUCACCCAACAACCUAACCAUCUCCAAUACGCAACUAUCCCUCUCCCCUGACUUCACUUAUAAAAACCAACUCUCUCUAGAAGACAGGUUGUUGUUAGACAAAGUCCAAAACAUAAGAUUUGGUCCUAAUCUAAGUAAGAGUCAAGAAUUAGUCGGCUUGAAAAAGAGCAAGAAAGGAAUCAAGAUUUGGGCACUGAGCAGAAGUACAGGAAACUCUCCAAAAGUGGAUCUUUCAGAUAAGAACUCUUCUACUGAUUUGGAUGUCCUUGAUGGUUUGGAUUUCGCUUUCCAAUAGGCAAGUACCGUUUGAAAACCGGUUUUUGAUACAUUCUUCUGUAUUUAUAGAUAAGUUCUAUAAUUCUUGUAUAUAAUAAACACAGUGAUGUAGUAGAUUAUAUACAAAACAAAGACACUAUAUGGUUGGUUUAGUUGGAAUUGUGUUUCAGGUCAA